UUGCGAGAGCAACAGCGAGCAGCCAUGGCUGCGGACGGAGAACGCUCCCCGCUGCUCCCGGCGGAGUCCGGAGAUGGGGGCGCUGGAGGACUGGUGGGACCCGCGGGGUUGAUGACAGGCCCUGCCUCGAACCCACCAGGCAAGCCGAACCCGCCUCAGGGGUUUCCUGGAUUUGGCGGGAUCGGUGAGGGGGGCCAGGCAGCUGUGCUGCCAGGAGAAGACCCCCCACCCUACUCUCCCAUGGCAUCUCCAGAGAGCGGCAGCGCUCCCAUGAUCACAUGCCGGGUCUGCCAGAGCCCCAUCAAUGUGGAGGGCAAGAUGCACCAGCAUGUUGUGAAAUGCAGCGUCUGCAACGAGGCCACGCCCAUCAAAAAUGCCCCAGCCGGGAAGAAAUACGUGCGAUGCCCCUGUAACUGCCUCCUGAUCUGCAAAGUGACAUCGCAGCGCAUUGCCUGCCCUCGGACAUACUGUAAAAGGAUCAUUAACUUGGGCCCCGUGCAUCCCGGCCCUCUGAGUCCCGAGCCCCAGCCCGUCGGCGUGCGCGUCAUCUGCGGCCACUGCAAAAACAAUUUCCUGUGGACAGAAUUCACAGACCGCACCUUAGCCCGCUGUCCGCACUGCCGUAAAGUCUCUUCCAUUGGGCGCCGCUACCCCCGGAAAAGAUGCAUUUGCUGCUUCCUGCUGGGCUUAUUAAUGGCUGUGACAGCAACAGGCCUUGCGUUUGGUACGUGGCAACAGGCCCAGAAGUACGGUGGGAUCUAUGCCUCGUGGGCCCUGGUCAUCCUCCUGGCUUUGUUAUGCCUCGGCCGAGCCAUGUACUGGGCAUGCAUGAGGGUCAGCCAUCCCGUCCAGAACUUCUCCUGAAGCUCCCCAAGCUCUCCAUUUCCACUUGCUGCCGCUCCCAGCGUGCCGUCUGCCAAGAGCCAGCCUCGCCUGCCCACUUUUCUUCCUCUCCUUUGGGGCUGGGACCAUUCGUGCCACCUUCCUGCUGUGCCAGUGCCCCGUUGAUCACCUUCACCACUUCUACCACCUCCUCACCUCGGAAGGCUCGUCUGGAGCGUGUUGCCUGGGCGGGGUGUGGAGCCCAAAACGAACAUUUGGACCGGAAGGAACUUGCUUGCUGAAAACUGUGUCUGUCCCAUAGCCAGAGGAGUUUAUACAAACCCAGUGGACAAUGGAACUCUGAUUGGACCAAUUUCAAGAAGAGAUGCUUUUGGGACCCAGGAGACUGAGCGAUUCCGUUCUGCGAACUACCGUGGUUCUGUGCUGGGACCUAUUGCAUAAAAACAUGAUCCAGUGAUACCUUAGACAAAAGCCACCCAAUGGGAGUGGGGCAUGACAAGACCCACAUUUUGAAGGUCCCUACGGUGGCUCAGCUGGGACACUUUGAAGGGCGAUACACUUUUCGAAGACGUUUGCUGUUCUCCGAGCUUCUUCGGCUCUGCCUGGCCAGGGCUGGAAUGCCAGAGAGCUACAAGGAGUCCUUGUUGCAAUGACCACAUCCGUUUUCACUCUGUAGGAAUCAGCAGGAGAACAAAAAUGAAGGCCUCUUGCGCGUUCCUCGAAUGGCAGGCUGGUGAAGGCGGCGUGGAGGCGAGCAGAUGGACGCUGCUCUAGUCAGAUUCCGUUCCGUGUUGCCUGGUUGCUUGAACACCUCCCCUGUGGUCCAGGCGCCUCCCCUCCCGGACCCUUGUCUCGUAACGCUACAUGGAGUUGGUCUCUCGGUGCCCCUCGCCCAUCCCUUUCUCCCUCGUUUGGAGACCAUCCACAGUCCUGAGAUUGAGGCCUUGUCCUGAGAGAACUUCAGAUCCUACCGAAACGUAACUUGGGCAUUAUCAUUCCCCUUUGAUUCGUUCAGUCUUACAGUCUCUUCCUUUGCACAUUCCUGGGUGGAGGGGGUCCCCGCCAGCGUCGUUUUCAAGGAGUUCAAGCUCCAUUCUUGAAGUGGGCAGAACAGGGGUCACCUUAUUACACAUCAUGUGCCGAUGGUUUCAACUUUAAUUUGGGAGGAGGGAUUUUUCUCCUUUAAACUUGAAGAGGCGGCAUGAGUUCUGGGACGGGACGGACGAGUCCUCUUCCACCUACCCACAAUGCCACUUACAGUUUCCUGUCUUGGGGUUGCCCGGUUCAUGCCAACCUCAUUUGUUUUUGGAGACCUUCUGAUUUUCCAUCUGCCCCAUGAGGAAUUUGAUCCUGUGGUGCCUCAGGGGGCAAGGAGGUGUUUGGGGGGAGGGUGGCAGCCCUUCCUAGGUCUAGAGCAUCCGAGUCCUGCAAGAACCGUUUCCCCAGAGGCGACCGGCCUCCAGCUGUGUGCAGAGAAGACUGGCUAAGGGUUGUUGUAGAUCCAAAAAUCGUCCCACAUGCUGGGGAGUGUGUUUGGUCUUGCUUCCAUGCCUGUCUUGGCUUCUGUCAGUGCGGGGGUUGGGGGGUGGCAAAAACCCCACCACAGCUCCUCUUUCCCCCGGCUUUGAGCUUCGUUGCUGUUGCUGCUUGUAUAUAAGGAUGAUCUGCGUGUACAGAGCUAUUUAAAAUCACUCUCCUCCGUGGCCCCUACCCGCCUCCUCCCCUUUUUCCUUCUGUUUCCCUGCUCCUCUGUCUGGAUUGAACUUGUGUCUCAUCCUCCUCCUUUCCCUGACCCGAGGCCAAAGGAGGAAUUUAAAAAAAAAAAAGAUUGGAUGGUUGUAAAUAAAGUUGAGAUUCCAUAUGGUGAGAAAAGCGUCUGAGCAAAACAUUUUUUUAAAAAAAAAACAGGGCUGGAG
Molecule: messenger RNA, 2759 nt
Organism: Eublepharis macularius
Lineage: Eukaryota; Metazoa; Chordata; Lepidosauria; Squamata; Eublepharidae
Gene: PIP4P1
Product: phosphatidylinositol-4,5-bisphosphate 4-phosphatase 1
Exons: 7
Coding region: 25-864 (279 amino acids)
Biological process (GO): phosphatidylinositol dephosphorylation
Cellular component (GO): phagocytic vesicle membrane; lysosomal membrane; late endosome membrane
Molecular function (GO): phosphatidylinositol-4,5-bisphosphate 4-phosphatase activity
Source: RefSeq, a predicted model, not a curated record